Filobasidium floriforme is the source of this 3144-nucleotide messenger RNA. RefSeq lists its product as uncharacterized. Gene Ontology annotation, cellular component: nucleus. NCBI's taxonomy places the organism in Eukaryota, Fungi, Basidiomycota, Tremellomycetes, Filobasidiales, Filobasidiaceae. Bases 226 to 2673 code for a protein of 815 amino acids. Gene Ontology annotation, biological process: regulation of DNA-templated transcription. The transcript is spliced from 9 exons. Gene Ontology annotation, molecular function: zinc ion binding; DNA-binding transcription factor activity, RNA polymerase II-specific; transcription cis-regulatory region binding. The record is from RefSeq and is a predicted model, not a curated record.
CAGGGAGUCGCGCCAUUCGAUGCCUCUGGCACUUGAAACUGUUAAACUGACCAUGGACUCGUCGCCAACCGUUUCGACUUGCUACUAUCAGCGAGAGAGCGAGAGAUGAUCCUCGAAGCCUUCCUUGCCUAUCACCCGGCGAACUCCUAUAUCUGCAGACUAUCUGGCCAGGUCUGGGAUCAUAAUCAAACAAUCUAGUCGGCCAUCUGAACAGCAGAGUACAUCAUGGAAUCUACGGAAGGUGCGGCGGCGGCAUCGGGGAAACGCACGACGACGGCUUGUGAUCGGUGCAAAGAGAAGAAGCGGAAAUGUAUCGUCACAAAUGAGGGCAAAGGGUGCGACCGUUGUGUGAGACUCGGGACCUCCUGCGUUUAUUCCGAGCUCUCUACGACAAGCUAUAUCCGGUCGCUACAACAGAAGAUCGAAGAGCUGGAGGGAAGGUUGAACCAGACGCUACCAGGACCUGGACCUAACCCCAAUACGGAUGUCAAGCCCGAUGCUGUCCCUUCCUCUUCCAAUCAUGAUUCAGGGUCUGGCUUCGACCUCGACCAAACCCGACCCCCUCUGAUCAACGCCUCUUCGUCGUCAUCAUCUACGAUACCUAGAUCGGCAUACCCUGUUCUGACGAGCCCGCCUCUUCAGGUUGGACAACAUCAACAUCACCAUCAACAAUAUCCGCACGUCCUCAACCCGAACUAUACUGCCACCUCUACCAACAAUAACCCGAAUAACAGCUUCAACUUGAACCUGGAAACUAGAUCACACAUCAGCUCUCCUCGAUCCAUCCACUCCAUCCACUCCCACUCUCCCUCGGAUCGCCUUGCCUUCCUGCACCCCCCGCAAUCCUCUCACUCUGGCCAAGGCUAUUCGGGCGUAACGAGACUCGGACACCCGGAAGCUCAUAGGGUCUGGAAACAUCGAACGUUGUUACCUCAAGAUGUUGCCGAUGGGGAUACAGAGUUUUUGCAUCCGGUUACGAGGACGGCUUAUCCGUUGGAUCUGGAUACGACGCUUAGGGAGAUGCGCGUCGGUGGAAGUGGAAGUAGAAGUGGGGUCCCAGCGGAUGCAAGAGCGUCACGGAAAGGAGGUGGAGAUAGACCUGGAAACAGCGUUAUCGGGCCAAAUGGAAGGGUCGAUCUGGAUGCGACCACGACGGCCAAGGGGAAGGAUACUGAGCGGACGGACCAGGACCCGAGGAAAAGUAAAAAGCGGAAGUUGGACGUUGGAGGAGAUAUUGACGGGAGCCGGAGCGAUGACGACGAGGGUAGUAACAACGAUCGGACAGGAGUCGGAGACGAGUAUGACACCCUGGUGGACACGUUAACGGACCGGGAGUUGCCUAGGAGGAUGGUACAGCGAGUCACAGACAAGUGGUUACAAGGAGAUGACGUCCACAUUCUCUAUCAGCAGUUCUUUGACAAUCUAAACGCCUUUAUCGCUCUGCUCGACCCGUCCCUCCACACCCCUCAAUAUUGUCUUCGAACAUCCCCACUUCUCCAUGUCACCAUCCUCGCCGUGACAACAUUUGUCUAUCGCUCCUCGAUCUAUCCGGCAUUCUUCGAAUGCGCCAAUGUCCUCCUUGCUCAGGCGUUCAUGUCAGGGGAAGUUGAGAUAGGUCUAUGUCAGAGCUUGAGUCUAUUGAGCGUCUGGAAAGAACCGACGGAUCACCGAUCUUGGCUCAGGGUCGGAUACGCGAUCAGGGCGGCGUAUGAACUCGGCCUCCAUGAAGCGCCGGUGAGGCCGUUAUCAGACGACCCGCUUGCGGCUAGGGAACAGUUGAACAAGGAGAGGACGUUCCGUCAAUUGGCCUUGUUUGACCGAACCAUGUUCAUGCUUCAUGGACGAACGCAAUCGAUGAUCGGCGUCGAGGUUAUCUGGCAGCUCCCUGAAUGGCUCGUGGACCACCCGCAAGUAUACACCUACGCCGACGGGAUGCUCGCAGCUUCUUACCCGCAGAGCGAAGCUAUCGCACACCUUUUACACGGGACCGGAACUACUGAGUUGGACAAUACAACCUCGUCCUUUUUGGCUUCGAACGUGCAGAACGAGUCGCAUGCAUGGGCUAGGUGUUGGUUGAGCGAUGAUCCCCCGGCUCCUCUCCACCCCGUUUCGAGGACUUUCCUGGUCUUUUACAACUUGACUACGCAAUUCGACAUCACCGAAUGGAUGACACGCGUAACGGCGUUUAAGGGCAGACUCGAGCUAUUUGCCAACAUGCUUUCUCGGGCACUGGAGAUAUUACGCUAUGUCAUCAGCGACCUCGCCCCGGCGGGAAUCCUGCUCUGGGCUCCCGAUGUGGUGUCUUUCAAGAUCGCCAAGUCCGCUUACCUAUUGGCCAAGAAACUGGCUGGGAUGACCGACCACAUGGCCGACGAAGUCGUCCUAGUCCUCACCGAUCUAAGCGAGGUAUACCAGGACGCCGCGAAAAAGUCCCGGCCGAUCAUGCAUUCUGCCCGAUUCUUCGCCGACCUCGCUCAGGUUGCGGCUACGAGGGGAAAAGCAGAUGAUCGGGAUGUGGAUCCCUCCCUUGGUGAUGGGACGGAUGGAGGGCAACAGGAUCUUGCGGAUAGCGUAUCGGGAAUAGGACAGUUGAACUGGGCAGACCUGCUGCAAGACUUUGAGGAAUGGCAAGUCCCACUCAGAGCUUUGCCGUUGUUCCGGCGUGUAUAUUGAUUUCGAUCCCGAUCUUGCUGUUGCUGUUUCGGGAUUGAAUAGGUUACCGGAUCAUUUCCUGCCUAAUAUUGAGGAUUUCGGGUGGUCUGGAUAUACACCGGCUGUAGCGGGUCUUCCGCCCGAUGCGGGGCAACAACAAUAAAGAAUUCAAAGCAGGAAUUUUAUGAAUCGCACUGUAUGUCACACGGGUCAUGAUGACGAGCAUGCGAGAUCCGUGUCAAUGUACAACAACGAACACGAAGGGUGGGAACCCUGCAAUCGACGCCUAUCGACAUGACCUGAUCGGGCUCGAGCUGGGUCAAUGUUUCGCGUUUCAGGGGUCGAGAUUCAGUCAUAUCCAAGUCAUAGGGUUAUUUAGAGCGUGGAGUAUAAGCUCGAUUGUGCCCGCCUAGGGCUUGAGGAGGCGAAAAGACGAUCAAGGACAUCCACAAGAAGAGCCCCUCAUACCGUCUUCGUCGCUCGCACCGUCAC